AUGCACAACGACCGAAGAAAUAUUCUCUUUGAUGAUGUUGGUUUCAACGUGGACCCAACAUCACCAACGCAAAGUCUUGAUUUUUUUGAUAGCGGAUUCAGCUCUAGAAGUUCGGUCGGAGGAGCUUCAUCACCCCCUCUUGGAGGAGAUGCUCAUCCGAGCGGAGCGAUGGAUUCAUCAAUGAAUAUUCAUUCAACAUCCAGUGGUCAUAAUUCCGGUGUUGGUGGAUUUGGAAAUUUAUUUGGAGCUUUUCAGGGUGGAGGAGGUAAUACGCUUUUCCAAAAUCCGGCAGCCGAUUUUAUGUUUAAUAUAGGAGUCAAUCAAAUCUAUGACACAGUUGGAGAGCGAACGAAUGAUAUGAAUAGUAGAUAUUGGCAAUGGUUUGACGGAUUGAAAUGUUAUUUUAAUGUGACGAAUAGUUAUGUCAGUAGAAAAUUAUUGAUGGUCUUGUUUCCCUUCAAAAAGUUCCAAGAUCAAUCAAAUACAUCAUCAGCCAAUUUCAACCCAUCACAACAAGGAAACGCUUCUACUACUCAACAGGAAAGACAUCUAAACGACCCAGAUUUUUAUAUUCCGCUCAUGGGCUAUAUAACAUAUGUAUUGUUAGUGUGUUUUAUAAUGGGAGCCUACAAAGAAUUUAAACCCGAUCUUCUUUAUAGCAUUGGAAUGAAAGGAUUUAUCACAUCAGUUUUAGAAAUUUCAAUUGUAAAAUUUGGAUUUUAUUUUCUUGGAGUUCCAAGCAGUUUAGGAGUUCUUGAUGUAGCUGCCUAUUCAGGCUACAAAUAUAUUGGAAUUAUUCUGACCUUGUUGUUGACAUCUCUAUUUGGAACCUAUGUGUAUUAUCCUGCAUUAUUUAUUUUCAGUAUUAUGAUGUCCACCUUUAUGAUCAAGUCAUUAAGAAGAGCUGGUAUUCACUCCUCUGAUAAUAGCAUGAGAUUGAGAGGAGAUAGCACUGCUUCUAAGCGAAAUUAUUUCAUAUUUGUGGUGGCUCUUUUGCAAAUUCCAUUCUUUUUCUUCCUUACUUUUAGUUAUGCCAAGCCAUUGUUUGAUUUUGUCACUCCAUCUUCCAGCUCUCCGUUGAGCAAUACUCCUCUCUCGACAACAACCGAUACAGGCAUGAACCCACCCAUCAACACACAGAAAUAA
Messenger RNA from Naegleria fowleri, 1146 nucleotides. RefSeq lists its product as uncharacterized. The coding region runs from base 1 to 1146 and encodes 381 amino acids. The transcript has a single exon. Gene Ontology annotation, cellular component: endoplasmic reticulum-Golgi intermediate compartment; endoplasmic reticulum membrane; Golgi membrane. The record is from RefSeq and is a predicted model, not a curated record. Gene Ontology annotation, biological process: endoplasmic reticulum to Golgi vesicle-mediated transport. Lineage: Eukaryota; Heterolobosea; Eutetramitea; Acrasida; Naegleriidae.